AGCGAACCGGUGAGGGGCGCGCUCACGCGAACAGGUUUCUAUGGUUACAGAUGCGCGCGCAAGCUGUACUUGUAGCAUGUUUCUAUGGUUACCGAGGCCGCGUUACCAACGAAGCUUCAGUCGCUUUCAUUUCGGGAAAAAGAAAUACAGUACAAUAACAGUCAAGAAACAGAGUGCGUUCAUCGGAAACUAGUAAAGUUCAGUCGGUUAUUCACGAUGGAUUUCGGCAACAAACUGGAAGAACUGAACCUGACGCGUGAUGAAAUGAGUCGGCUCGGUGAAGCGCUAAAAGACGAGAAGUUCCGCGAGUUACUGCGCGAUUAUGUCGCGGAGAUCUCGAACCCCGAGAACCGGAGAAAAUACGAGGAAGAGAUCUCUCAGCUGGAGGAGCAGAGAGGAGUCAGCGCGCGCUUCCUCCACCCGGAGCCGCAUCACGUGCUGAAGACGCGCGACGCGCGCGGGAAACUCUUCAUCAAUAUCUGCUCCGAUCCGCUGAUCGAGAAACCCUUGAGCGAAGCGGCCAGAGGCCCGCGAGGGACCCCGGGACACCGCUGGCGCGUGCCGUUCAGCCUAACGCCGGCCAGACAGGACCGGGACGCCGCCGGAAACAGCUGCGUGACCCAUGACGUCAUCUUCCAUCCUGACGCGCUGUGCCUGGCGGGAAACAGCAGGAGAUUCACGAAGCUGCUCCACAGCACCGCCAUCGGAGGAAUAGAGGACUCCUUCCAGGUCAAGCUGGAUAAACAAAACAUAAAGCAGCUCAAGAUGAAGUAUAAAGGUGUUCCACAGGCAGCGCUGAUCCGCAGACCGAUUCCUGGACACCAGCAGAACGCCCGUGAGGACCUGCUUUCCUUCCCAUACCCAGACCAGAGCCACACAGAACCAGAACCGGACUCAAACCAUACCCACACAAAACAAGAUGUCAGAUCAUCAUCCCAUCAGCCCCCAGUGCCGGAGUACAGCGUGAAGUAUCGCUCAGUCGUGGAUCUGCAGGACUACAGGUGCUCCAGAGACUCGGGGCCCGGGGCCCGGCCCACACAGAUCAUUAUCACCGUAGAGUUACCGCUGCUGGGAUCCGCUGGAGACGCUGAGCUCAGCGUGAAGCAGCGCCGGCUUGUUCUCGAGGCUCAGAAUCCACCCUACAAACUAGAUCUUAAGCUCUCGUAUCCUGUGGAUGAAGACAAAGGUCACGCCAAGUUCAACAAAACUAAGAAACAGCUGACCAUCACUCUGCCUGUUCGACCGGCAACGAGGGUAGAGUCACAGCAGAUCAGAAGUGAUGACAUGAGCAGCAAUGAUGAGGAAGAUGAGGAUGAAGCAGAUCAAAACCCUAAACAGGAAGUUCCUGAGCCCAAACCAGACUGCAGUACUUUAACCCACUCUGCAGGACUACAGCCUUCAGCAUCAGAACCUCAGAUCACCGGUCUCACGGCAGAACCGGAUCAGAUCUGCUUUGAAGAAACUAACGUCAAUCAGCUGGUCAACCACGCAUCAAACACAUUUUGCAGUGAAUUUGAAAUCACAGUAAAUGGUGGAGAUGAAGUGAGCAGCGCUCCGGAGACAGAGAACAUCGAGGAAUCUGAGCCAAACACAGCGAGGGAAGCAUUACUUCCACAGCAGCCGCUGAUGACACCAAUGAACCAGCAGGAGGAUCAAUGUUCUUCUCAAGAUGCUGAAGAGCCAAAGACAAGACGUUCUUCAGAAGACCACGAGAACAAAGCUGUGCGACUCCAGGAGGAAGCUGACAGAUUAACUCUGAGAGAGAUCGAGUCUGACAGCAGAGACGUCUUCAUCUGCUCUCACAAGAAUUUGUCCACCUUGUGCUUCCAGAACUCUCUGUGGUCCGAGUUAGACUGAACCUACUCUGUAUCACACUAUCAGUAGCUACGAGAACAGAGUUUGCUUUCAGGAAAAGUUACUUAAUGUUAGAUCAGAUACAUAAGUUUAAUGUUUAAAUGUAGAGUACAGUAGAACUCCUUUUUGUUCGGAAACUAACUUUGUUUGAAAUAAAAAAAGUUUGAAAAAGCACAAAACUAACAACAAAA
Messenger RNA from Puntigrus tetrazona (Sumatra barb), 2045 nucleotides. RefSeq names its product dynein axonemal assembly factor 2 (gene dnaaf2). Gene Ontology annotation, cellular component: cytoplasm. The transcript has 2 exons. Gene Ontology annotation, biological process: axonemal dynein complex assembly. Bases 85 to 1857 code for a protein of 590 amino acids. NCBI's taxonomy places the organism in Eukaryota, Metazoa, Chordata, Actinopteri, Cypriniformes, Cyprinidae. The record is from RefSeq and is a predicted model, not a curated record.